Messenger RNA from Ectocarpus siliculosus, 1389 nucleotides. The record is from the annotation of a GenBank genome assembly. Lineage: Eukaryota; Phaeophyceae; Ectocarpales; Ectocarpaceae.
AUGAGCGCGUCUCAGGAAGAGUCACAGGGGAUGACCACCGCUGCGGAGGAGAGCCAAGACACCCCUGGGGACUCCUUCGAUGAUACGCAAGAGUUGAAGGAGCAGGAGGAGGAGGAGGAGGGCGGCGGCAAGAAGAAGAAAGGCAAGAAGAAGAAGGCGGAGUUGCCGAUCUUCACCAAGAGGGAUCCUAUCGAUCGUGUCCCCUUCCCAUCCACGGGGACGACCUUCACCGUGCUGUCCUGGAACGUGAAUGGCGUCCGAGCGACCGCCAAGAAAGGCCUGGAGCCGCUGAGGCGUAUGGUGGAGAAAGAGAUGCCCGAUAUCGUCUGUUUGCAGGAGACCAAGAUCCAGGAAAAGGACGUCGAAGCAUUGAGGGCACAAGAUAUUCUCCCCGGCUACGCUUCGGAGUGGAGCUGCUCCCGGACGAAGUUGGGCUACUCGGGCACCGCGGUUUUCUUCACCAAGCAGUCCGACCCAUGGAAGGGGGACGGGGGUGGAAUAGACGCAACGGGCAACGGGUUACCAUCCGAUGAGCCGGCGAGGAAGAAGCUCAAGCAAGGAAAAAUUUCCACGUUCUUCUCCCCGAAGCCUAGCAAGAAGUCGGCGAAGGGGUCAGCGCCGGAAAGUGAGACACCGACACGCGCCCCUGCGGCAGAACCGGCAACAUCCGCGGCAGCAUCGACGAAUUCCGCGGAUUCUUUGCCCGGGGGCCGCAGCGGAUUCAAGGUGCUGUCGGUUCGGUUCGGCAUCGGGGGUGACUCGAAGCACAACAACGAGGGCCGGUCGAUCACCGUCGAGUACGAGAAGUUCUUCGUGGUGACUGUGUACGUGCCCAACUCGGGAGAAAAGCUGGUGCGCCUUGAUUACCGCACCAAGGAGUGGGACGUGGCUCUGAAGGCCUACGUGGAAUCUCUGGAGGCGCAAGGGAAGCCGGUAGUGCUCAACGGUGACCUCAACGUCGCCCAUUUAGACCUCGACAUCUACAACAGAGGCGCGAAGCACUUGCCGAAAAACGCCGCCACGACCAAGGAGGAGCGGGAUUCGUUCGACUCGUGGGUGAACGGGGGAAAGGUUUCGGACGCGUUCCGACGGUUACACCCGGACGCCGAAGGGGCGUACACCUACUGGAGCGUUCGAACCGGCGCGCGACCCGUCAAUAGGGGGCUCCGACUGGACUACUUCGUGUGCUCUAAUGCCGUUUUCGAGGAUGGGGCGGCCGGGGGGGGGCAGGCGAAAGCGACGGCAAGGCGGGCGAAAGGCAGCGCGCCCAAGGGGAAGGGGGCGACGGGCGCGAAGGGGAUGGUGGUGCACGACUGCUUCAUGCUGGACGAGGCGACCGUGGGCGUAAGCGACCACUGCCCCAUCGGAAUCACGCUUCGCUCGACGUGA